This is a messenger RNA of Haemonchus placei, 324 nucleotides long. NCBI's taxonomy places the organism in Eukaryota, Metazoa, Nematoda, Chromadorea, Rhabditida, Trichostrongylidae. The record is from the annotation of a GenBank genome assembly.
AGCAUUUUACCCUUGAUCCAAACAGCACAGCAGCGUCGUCAAACUGCUUGUGUCCCACUGCUUUGCAGAUGUAGUUCCUUUAAAUGGAACGCAUUGGCUACGUGGGCAUGGGACGUCGAUUGUGAUACGUGUGCUAUUUGUCGCGUUCAGUUGAUGGAAGAAUGCCUUCGAUGUCAAGCAGAUGCCUCGUCUACAGAUUGUGUCGUUGUGUGGGGCGAUUGUAAUCAUGCAUUUCAUAAUUGUUGCAUGAGUCAAUGGGUUCGACAGAACAACAGGUGCCCAUUAUGUCAGCAAGAUUGGGUUGUGCAACGAGUCGGUCGAUAA